This is a messenger RNA of Closterium sp. Naga37s-1, 1353 nucleotides long. The record is from the annotation of a GenBank genome assembly. Lineage: Eukaryota; Viridiplantae; Streptophyta; Zygnematophyceae; Desmidiales; Closteriaceae.
AUGAAGUGUAUUACCAGCGUUCCUCAGCUUCCUCCUUGGUCGAAGCCUGCUGCUGCUUCUCGCGUUCACCAAGUCGCACGCGAGUCUCAGUUCCUCACACCAGGCUUAGCCAUGGCGCACGCUGUCGCUGCCUCCUCUUUCACCGCGGCUCUGGCCCCGUCCUCCGGGUCCUUCGCCGCUGCCGUGCAGAGGAAGACCGUGACUUUGAGGACCGUCCCGUGCGGAGCGGUCAGGCGGUGCAAUGUCACCGCGAGCCUUUCCCCGAUUGAGAAGCAGUUCUCCGCGGAAGAGAUUCUUUCCAACGUUGACACUCAGAAGACCGUCGCUGCUUCCAUGGCCGGUUCCCUCUUUGCCCUCCUUUCCAACGUCGGUUCCGCCGCCGCUGUUCAGGAAAUCGCCACGAUCGCUGACUCGGACAACCGCGCCGGAAGCCUUCUCAUUGUGCUUCUCCCCGCUAUCGGCUGGGUGCUCUUCAACAUCCUCAAGCCCGCCCUGAACCAGCUUGACAAGAUGAAGGGUGCUCGCGGCAUCGCUGCCACCGCUGGUCUCGGUGCUGCUGCCGGCGCUCUCCUCGCUCCCGAGCAGGCCGAUGCCGCCCAGCAGAUCGCUCAACUCGCCGACUCCGACAACCGCGCCGGAGCCCUUCUCAUCGUCCUCCUCCCCGCUCUCGGCUGGGUGCUCUUCAACAUCCUGAGGCCCGCCCUGAACCAGCUUGACAAGAUGAAGGGCAAGAAGGGUGUCGCUGCCGCUCUUGGCCUUGGUGCCGCUGGUCUCCUCGCUGCUCCUCACGCCGAGGCCGCUCAGCAAAUCGCGGAGCUCGCCGACUCCGACAACCGCGCCGGAGCCCUUCUCAUUGUCCUCCUCCCUGCUCUCGGCUGGGUGCUUUUCAACAUCCUGCAGCCCGCCCUGAACCAGCUCAACAAGAUGAAGGGCAAGAAGAGCGUCGUCGGCGCGCUUGGCCUGGGUGCCGCUGGUAUGCUGGUCGCUCCCCACGCUGAGGCUGCUCAGAAAAUCGCGGAGCUCGCUGACUCCGACAACCGUGCCGGCGCUCUCCUGAUCGUGCUGCUGCCUGCUCUCGGGUGGGUGCUGUUCAACAUCCUGCAGCCCGCCCUGAACCAGCUCAACAAGAUGAAGUCGUCGAAGAGCGUCAUCGGUGCUGCCGGCAUUGGUGCCGCCGCUACCGCUCUCCUGGCUGCUGCUCCCGCUGAAGCCGCCCAGCAGAUCGCUCAACUUGCGGACUCCGACAACCGUGCCGGUUCCCUUCUCAUUGUCCUCCUCCCUGCUCUCGGGUGGGUGCUUUUCAACAUAUUGAGGCCAGCCCUGAACCAGCUGGACAAGAUGAAGGGCAAGUAA